GGUACUCUACUUUCACUCACAAGAGCCCCGCUUUGCAUUACCAUGUAUUCUUCCAAAUAUGCGCCCAAGCGGGAAGACGUUUCUCCUCUCCAAGCUGCUGUCGCUGCGCCUACGACGCAGACCGAUUCGGCCCAAACUCCGGACCCAGAGCCGGCUCAUCUCCAAGAGCCAGCUCCCCCGAUAGCUUCGUCUAUCGAGCCCGCGUAUACAAUGGACCCCUUGGUGGACGAGUUUGCCCAGACGCGGCCGCCCGAUGACCUCUUCGACGACGACUUCACACCUGUUGCCGAGUCGCAAUUGGUCUAUGACCCACCUCCACAAGCGCCUGCUGCCCAGCCUGAGCCGACAUUUCGAGAGCCGCGGUACAGUAACGCGUCGAAGGGGGAGCUGCCACGCGGCGUUCCCCGAGGACCUCGAGGGCGAGGGCGUGGCAGUGGUCGCGGUGCAAAUACCUCCGCCGCUGCUUCGGCACCUAAAUCGUCCUCCAAUACAGGAACCGCAAGCACAAACACGCAAGAUGGAGCUGCCGCGGCUGCCAACGGGUCUGACGAAGCGAAAACAGCAGUCGAUGCGGCUUCGACUUCCCCUCCCGCUUCGGCACCUACGGGGCCUGCAGCAGGCAAGCCCGUACCGUCCGUCCGCGGUGAUCGCAGCCUGACUGGGGGCCCUGCGAAGAAGAAGCUCACCGAAGAUGAACUGAACGCCAAGCUUGCGGCCAUGUCUCUCAAGAACAAGGCCCUCACGGAGGCGCACGAGAAGGCGCAAGCUGAUCAAGACGCGUUCGCUGAACGGGAAAAGAUUGCCGCCGAAAAGAGAAGAAUUGAGCGGUUGGAGCGGCAAGCCUUGAUGGGCGAGCGAGAGAAGAAUCGCCAGAGGAAGCUGCAGGUCAUGAGUGGACGGGAAUGGGACGCCGGGAAGAACGAGGACGAUUUCAAGGACGAGGGGAGACGUGCGCGGCGGGGCGCUCAUGGAGGAAUCGCGGGGACAAGGCACGCCGCGCCUGUCGGAGGAGAGGGUGACGGCGAUGUACCCAACGGAGGCGAUGGCGCCCAGCGCGACGGACACGAAGGGUCGAGAGGCCGCGGCCGAGGUCGCGGAGGACGGGGCCGCGGGCGCGGCGACCACCAUAACCACCACCACCACCAUUCCACGCCGCACAAGAAAGACGUCCAGCAGUCCGUGCCGACGUCUGCAGACUUUCCGGAACUGCCGUCGGCCGCUCCGCCGCCCAAGACGGACGGCGGCCUGCCACGGGACCUCGAGUUCCCGCUGAAGAAGAAGGCCGCGACUACAGAGACCCCCGCCAGGAUCGACACAACGCCGCACAAGAACGGCGCUGCAGCGACAGCGGAGGAGAAUACGACGAAGGCGGCGGCGGCCCAGGGCGAAUCGCGGCCGCAGCUGGAUAAGCAGACCAGCUUUGGCUUCUCGCCGGCCGCUGAGAAGCGCAGCUGGGCUGACCAGAUGGACGCGACGAGUCCUUGAGCGCGCUCUCUUCCUCGAACCCACGUCAUGUGUCGUGUUCGCUUCACUUGAACGCUCUUGUUCUACUUUCUCUGAUUGGUGUUUUUUUUUUUCGGCUCUUGCAUGGGAGGCUUUAUAUUCUCCGUGAACAGAACAAAAAACAGAACAUGAAUUUGAGACCAGGCAUAGCGUUUGCAGAUACCCCUCUCCAGAUUGUCAUUCAGAAGCAGCAUAAGCGCUGACUGUGCUGGGUGGUUGUGCAAGCACAAGAGAAAAAAAAAAUUAGUCAAACAGAGAAUCAAAGGUUGUGAUGCUGACAUGCAUCAGCAUUUUUCACUUUCAUUGCUACU
Molecule: messenger RNA, 1814 nt
Organism: Verruconis gallopava
Lineage: Eukaryota; Fungi; Ascomycota; Dothideomycetes; Venturiales; Sympoventuriaceae
Exons: 2
Coding region: 43-1485 (480 amino acids)
Source: RefSeq, a predicted model, not a curated record